AGUAAAUGUAAUUGCAAAAAUAUACUUAAGUAUUAAAAAUAAAAGUAUAAAUCAAACCUUUUCUGCUUAAACAUAUGAAUCUCAACCUAAGAACCUCAUAGAAAAGUAGAAGUAUGCCUACAAUGUCCAACUAUAAAACUGAGAUAUUAAAUAUUUGACAAUAGUGGUGUCACCUAGCGGCAAAAAAUAUAUAUAUAAUACACUUUUUGUUUACCAUCUUGUCUUGCAUUGUUUUCUCUUGCCAAUAGUCUUAGGACAGUGGCUACUGCCACUUCGGGGUGUUCACAUAUUAGCCUAAUUUGUAGAAUAAUUUGUACCAUAUGAAUAUUCAUGCUACCCUUGUAUCGUGGUAAUAGUAAUGCGUCACCAGACACGAUGAUCACGUGACCAUAACGAUACAGUCACUGCACAGCUGAGCGAGAUGCGAGCAAGUCAGCUAACUGUCAUAAAUCCGUGAAAAAUACACCGUUUCUGCAAGAAGACGGGGAGAUGGUUACGAACGAAUAAAUUAUCCAGCCAAUGGAGCAGAUACACGACUUGCCAUCAUAUAUUGUAUUCCUCCCAAAGCAUCGUUUUAUGUCUAAAUGUCAAUGUCAUUCUCGUCUCUAGUUAGCCAAAUAGCUAGCUAAGGCCAGGGGGAGCUGGUGUCGACUAUACGGUGCGUUAUCCCUUGUUUCGAAACGCUAUCUAGAUAACUGUUCAUCAUGCAUAGCAUUGCAUUGUAUUGAUUGAUUUAGCCAGCUUGUUAACUAGUGGGAAUGUCGUAGCUAGCUAACGUUAACGUAGAGAGGAUGUGAAAACAUGAAUGCUUAACAGUAACGUAGUUAGCUACAGUAACUAGACAGCCAACCAUUUAUCCUGUCUGGCUGUGUCUGUUGGUCAUUUAUUGAUUCACUGGAGCCGAGCUUUGUCUAUAGUUGCUGACAGUCAGUUUUAUCUAUGAUGUUGAUGACAUGUUGAUGACCCGCCACCACAUAAGCUUGUCAAAAUGAAGUAUGCACCUGGCUAUAAAGAAUGUCCCCUUUAAUUCGAAUCCUCUUUAUUACAUAGUUCCCCAUGUGAAAUCCUGUUUUGACAUUGUCUGCAAAGCCUUUGCCAAAGGUUUUUGUCAUGAUAAAAGGAUGAUCAAUAAAAUAUGGAUUCUAUUUCUAUGGACUGAUCACCUCACAUGUCAUGAACCAUCACAAGUAACUUGUAACAAUGUUACAUUCUAACAUUGUCACUCAGUCCAAACAGUUGCCCACAGCAGUGGGAGGAGAGGCGCGUCACCCACACCAGCACCGCCAUGACUACACCAGGCUGCUGCCACCUGCCUGGCUCCCUGUGUGACUACUCAGGCAGCUCUGCCGACCUGCCCAAGGAGGUAGAGGAGCCAGAUGCCGGCCAGGCCCAGUACGUCGCUAAGGUUACGGCCAAAGAUGGCCGCCCACUCUCCACUGUUGUCAAGGCUAUGGGCUCACAGAGUAAUGAAGGCAUGUGUCGGAUCUGCCACGAGGGGGCCGGUGGUGAGAUGCUGCUCUCCCCUUGCAGCUGCACAGGGACCCUGGGUAAGGUGCACAAGAGCUGCCUGGAGAAGUGGCUGUCCUCCUCCAACACCAGCUACUGUGAGCUCUGCCACACCGAGUUCACCGUCGAAAAGCGACCCCAGCCCCUCACACAGUGGUUGCGGGACCCAGGCCCUCGCAGUGAGAAGCGCACGCUUCUGUGCGACAUGGCCUGCUUCAUGCUCAUCACGCCACUGGCGGCCAUCUCUGGCUGGCUGUGUCUGAGGGGAGCCCAGGACCACCUGACCCUCAACAGCCGGCUGGAGGCUGUGGGCCUCAUUGCCCUCACCAUUGCUCUCUUUACCAUCUACGUCCUCUGGACACUGGUAUCGUUCCGCUAUCACUGUCAGUUAUACUCGGAGUGGAGGAGGACCAAUCAGAAAGUGCGCCUGCUCAUGCCUGAAAUUAAAGGAGCGCACUCUACCCAACAUUCCGUCCCAACCAAGUCGACCAAGAAAAUGACUGACGAGACCAUCGUAUGAGCGCUGUGGUCUCACUUAAAAAAGUGUAAUAUAUCUUGAACUUCUGCACUUGUAGACCAUUCUGGGGAUUAUUUCUCCAUAUUCUCUAUUAUUUGAAACACUUGAACCCAGAUAUUAACUAUAACCAGUGGUUUUGGGACGUGUUGGAUUCGUGGAAUGAAGUGUCACUGAUGUCAUCGCUGGAUUAUGAACACUGGCCUGGAAAAUCAGGACACAAACGGAAGGACACAGCUAAUGUAGCGGGAUGUAACUGAUGCAGCAUGUUAAUUCAGUAUAUUUGAAACAUACUACCCCCCUUCACAAUGUAUUUAGCUGUUUUUGGAAAACUGGCAUCCAAUAGCCCUAUGAAUUUACUCUCUCAGAACAAUGACCAUGUGAACGACCAAGUCUAAAUAUGAUGUUUUCUGUUGUUAACUCUUUGCUCUUUGGAAGCUGGUAGAAGUGGGAGAGCAAAGAAGGGAACAAACUGCAGUGUUUUGGAGUGGGCUUUGGAUUGUCAGUCAAUGUAUGCAGGGUAUGCAAAAUCAUUUUAUGUUGCACUCCCUUGAGUAAGCUGGGUCAUUGUGCAAUAAAACAUAAGGGACUCUU
Molecule: messenger RNA, 2614 nt
Organism: Salvelinus fontinalis (brook trout)
Lineage: Eukaryota; Metazoa; Chordata; Actinopteri; Salmoniformes; Salmonidae
Product: E3 ubiquitin-protein ligase MARCHF2-like
Exons: 4
Coding region: 1286-2026 (246 amino acids)
Biological process (GO): protein ubiquitination
Molecular function (GO): zinc ion binding; ubiquitin-protein transferase activity
Source: RefSeq, a predicted model, not a curated record